AUGAUGGCAUUCACAUACAACUAUUUCAAGGCCUCACUUUUACUUAAUUUUGAUCAAAGUGGCACAAUUUGGUAUUCUUAAAUUAAUUCAUUUGAAAAUUCUUUAGAGAAAUAAAUCUCAUCAUAAUUUGAAAAGUUUAAAAAUGAUUUUAUUCAAAAAUAUCUGAAGAUUAACUUUAACAUAACAUUGGGAGAAUUGAUUUAUAAAACUAGGUUGUAAUAUUUAAUACCAUUUUUCAGAAAUAUUUUAUUCAAAGAAAUUGGGCCCAGAGUUUUUAGUGGGAUUUUGAUUUUAGAUUAAAAAGAUUUCAACUAAUAAUUUAAAUAAUUUUUAAAGAAUGAAAAGAUUAAAUUCAAUCAUCAUCCAAAAAUUCUAUCAAUUUAUGGAUUUCUUCAAAAAUUUUAUAUAGAUUUAUUUAAAAAAAGUAAAAAAAAGUGA
This is a messenger RNA of Paramecium sonneborni, 438 nucleotides long. NCBI's taxonomy places the organism in Eukaryota, Ciliophora, Oligohymenophorea, Peniculida, Parameciidae. The record is from the annotation of a GenBank genome assembly.